Messenger RNA from Adineta steineri, 5286 nucleotides. NCBI's taxonomy places the organism in Eukaryota, Metazoa, Rotifera, Eurotatoria, Adinetida, Adinetidae. The record is from the annotation of a GenBank genome assembly.
AUGAAAAUACUUAAGAGAGGAAUAAAAGCAGUCACUGGAACAGAUGUUAUAGAAGCAUCGAUUAUAAUUAUUGGUUUGACUAUAUCAACUAUUAUUGAUAUUACUGACGCAGGUGGAAUAUCUAAAUUAUAUAAAACUGUGAAAGUUAAUAAUCGAUUGCAGUUUUCUGUUGUUGAUUUUGAUCCAUCAAUUCGUUAUACAAUGUGGAAUAUAUUUAUUAGUGUAAUAUUUUCAAGCACAGCUCAAUAUGCUUGUAUUCAAACCCAAGCACAAAGAUAUAUGUCUGUCAAAGAUACAAAAGUUGCACAAAAAGUUGUAUGGACAAAUUAUAUUAUGUUAGUAUCUAUGCAUAUAUUAUGUUUAUGGGUUGGAUGCUUACUCUAUAAUAAAUAUAGUCAAUGUGAUCGUCUUCGAACUAAAAUUAUUUCUCGAUCAUAUCAAAUCUAUCCAUUAUUUGCAAUUGAAACAUCACGAAGAUUUUCUGGAUAUGCAGGUCUUCUAUUGCAUUUAAUAAUUCAAAUGUUUGGUGUAUUUGUUACUUCCAUUUUGAAUAUUUAUUAUCUUGAAUUAUUCUCAUCAGAGAUAAAACUCAAAGUUUUGAAGGUUGAAUCAAUUAUGGUACCAUAUGAAUUCCGACCAAAUCAAGUUUUCGAUCCGAAAAAACAUAUGUUAGAUGUAGUGGCCAAGCAAUAUCUUGAACAGGCUACUAGUGAUGUACAUCAUCUUGUUCCAGUCGAUGUCAUUGCCGAUGGAAAUUGUUUAUAUCAUUCCAUUGUUCUUCUAAUGAAUAACCCAGCAGUGACAUUGAGUGAAUUACGAGUUCGAACAGUUAUAGAACUUAUGACGAAUGAGACUUAUUAUUCAAAUACGUACUCACAUUGCGUCGGACCUUUUGAUGUUGCAAUUCAAGCUAUGUGCAGAAAGUCCACAUUUUCGGAAUUGUAUGAAAUUACUGCAUUAUGCAAUAUACUUAAAUGUAACAUACGGAGUAUUUAUCCAAAAAUUGAUCUUCGAGAUCAUACAGCCAUCGUGAAUAACACGUUUAUGCCUGUUCUACCUACUGUUGCUAAUUGUGAAAUUACAAUAUUGUGGUCACAUACCUUGAACGAAAACGAGGUAAGAAUUAAAAAUAAUUCAACAUGGAGCCCCAAUCAUUUUGUUCCACUUAUGUCACGAUUGAUUCAACAUGAGCGUGAUAAUAAUAAUCAACUAGCGUUAGUUCUUGCGACUCCUGAAAAGAAAACAUUUAAGAACAAUGCUACCAUCCAGAUACGAAUUCCUGAGUUUCAAUCAUCUCCUAGCAGACGUUUACGAAGUGAAAUUAAGAUAGACACUGAUUCUUCUCAAUCGACCAUGUCUGAUACAAUGUUGCUCGAUCACAAUGACAAAGAAGAACAACGUCAAAUUCGUCUUGAAAAGAAAAAAGAACGAGUUCGAUCAAGUCGACUGAACGCAACCGACGAAGAGCGCCAAAAUCGACUGGAGGAAGAGAGGCACCGCAGUCAAUCGAUUCGAAUGAAUCAAACCAAAGAACAGCGGCAAAAUCGACUGGAUGCAGACAAGCACCGUACUCAAUCGCGUCGAAAGAAUGAACCAGAGGAACACCGUCUUAAUCGACUCGAACAGCAAAGAAAACGAAGUCAAGCAAACAGAGAAAAAAAGAAAAAUGAAAAACGCAUGUCCGAUAAUAUUAGUAUUCAACAACAAACUACUCAAAUGCAAUCUGCUGGAGCGGAAGAAGUCACAUUACAAGAUGGUAUUAAUAUAUCUCAUUCUACAUCAAAUUCAAAUAUCUUACCGAAGAUUAGAAAUUCGACUUCUUCUUGGCCUGAACCAAUUUCUCGUGAUUUGAAAGAAGGAUGUCUCAAAAAAUUUCUUCAUCGAAUGUCCAUGUCAGCACUAGCCGAAACUACGUGUGCAGUUUGCAACAUUCGAAGUUCGAUGCAAAAGUCGAAAUCAGUACCUGUCUCAAAAAUUACUAGCAAUGAAUUACUGAAAGUUUCAGACGAAACUAAAGCUCUGAUCAUGGGCUCCCAGUUAUCGAAUUUACAGUACAUAAAUGAACGCAUCGUAACUACUGUUAAUACUGAUGGUAUACAAACGACUGAUCAUGCUCAAACUUUUACUAUUUUAACUUCCAAGUCACCAUCUUUUUAUUGUGAAAACAAUAUUAUUUUAUAUACUAGUGGCUUAUUUCAACAGAACAAGAAGGAUAUGUGCACACUCUGUCAAAAAUGCCAUGAUGCUUUAUCGAAAAAACACAUUCCUAAAUUUUCUGUUGCCAAUGGUAUGUGGUUUGGCGACAUACCUGCUGUAUUACAAGGCUUAACAAUUCCAGAAGAAAAGCUAAUAUCACUUUAUCGUCACAAUAGCUGUAUAAUAAAACUUCAAUCACCUUUCCAUUCAGCUACAACUUCACAAACAGCUUUAAAAGGCAACUGUAUUACUUUUCUGCAAAAUGUACCGGACAUUGUCAACAGUCUACCACUUAAACUCAAUGAUCUAUGUGAUACGAUAAAAGUCAUUUUUGUUGGCUCUCUUCCUCCUCAACGUAUUCAUCUUAGAAAAAUUUUAACAGUACGAAAGAAAAAAAUUAUUCAGGCUUUGCAAUGGUUGAAGAAAUAUAAUAUUCUCUAUCAGAAUAUUGAGAUAAAUCUUGAGAAUAUUGCUCAACUACCUGAAGACGACAUACCAGAAUCUAUUAUGUCAACAAUGGAGCAAAAGAUAAGUGAUGAAGAAAUUCAGUCUGAAAGAGUUGGCUAUGUUCCUGAUCCACUAUCUAAUUUAACUGAUUACACAACCUCAGAUACUAUUCCCAUACAGCACAGUAGUGUUCUCGACGUCAAUGGCUCUUUGGUAUCUUCAGAUGAAAUUGCAAAUUAUGUUUUGCAAAAAAUGAAAAAUAACAAAACACACCAACAAAUGAACAGUGAAAGAGUUCAUUUAAUUCCUCAUUCUUCAAAACCUGUUAAUGAGUAUUAUAAUCCAAAAUUAUUAGUGGGUUUGUAUCCUACUCUGUUCUGUUAUGGACGUGGUGCACCUGACGAUCAAUCACGUCCUGUUAAAACGAAUUUACGAGAACAUAUACGCUACCUAUUAUCUUACAAUGAUCGACGUUUUGAAACGAAUCACAGCUUUAUAUUUGUGGUCUUCAAUAUAUUGCAACGACGUAAUGCUUGUUUUCAUGCUCAAUUGAUCACAACGAAACCGUACUUUCGAGAAUCAGCCCAAGAUAUCCAAACGUUAAACAGUAAAGACAUCGAAACCGCUCUCGAGAAUAUUUCCAAAAAAACAUAUAACUCAGAAUCAAACAGUGCAUUAAACAAAUUAUUAAAUCAUAUCAAAACCAUCGGUGGUCGAGUUAUGGGCUCAGCAUAUUCACGCACGGCCUUACGAACUCGCAUUCAUUCGUUAAUAUAUAAUCAAUGUCUACCUAACAUCUUUAUGACGUUAAAUCCAGCCGAUAUUCAUAGUCCCAUCGCACUAUAUUUUGCGGGUGUCAAGCUUGAUUUGGACAACAUUCAAAUGGAACAAUUGCUCAAUACUUACAAAAGAGCUGAAAUAAUAGCAUCUCAUCCUGUAGCUACCACCAAAUUUUUUCAUUUAUUAAUCACCAAUAUCUUAGAGACUAUAAUUGUUGACGGUGUUCUUGGGCCAAUAAAGGCUUAUUUCGGUACUGUUGAAAGUCAAGGACGAGGUUCUCUUCAUCUACAUCUUCUUAUUUGGCUUGAUCAUGACAUGAAACCGGCUGAUAUGAAAGAGCAAGUUCAAAAUUCUACUUUUCGUGAGAAGUUGGAAGCGUAUCUAGAAGAUAUUAUCAAAGAAGAUCUAGAUGAAUUCAAAGAUAAAUAUGUGUUCGAGAAUUCAGAUGCAUCAAGGUCAUUCAAUACUCCAACACAAUUAUCGAGAGAUAACAUUUAUGCAGCUUUACGUACUAUUGAUUUGGCAGGUUUAGAAGAAAAUACAAAUGAACAUGGUAUUCAAUCGACACCAACGAAACAACGAUCUUCUCCAUCAAUUCCUUAUGCUUCUCCACCGAAUCUUUAUGGUUCUCCACCAACUCUUCAUAGUUCUCCAUCAAUUCCGUAUGCUUCUCCACCAAAUCUUCAUGGUUCUCCAUCAACAUCUAAUGGUUCUUCAUCACGACAUACAUCUUCACAAACACCUACACAUGGUCCAUCGAAAUCUGUCGAUAAUGUUUUACAUAAUCAAUCAAACGUAAAUCCAGCUUGCUUACCUACUCUAAAUCCAUCGUCACCAAAUUUUGCAUCACGAUUCCAAGCAGAUGUAGUACGAGUCGUCGAAGCAAGCAACAUUCAUAACCAUACUGACACAUGCUACAAGUACUGCAAUAUUAGUAAAAGUCUAAAGAAAAUUUGUCGAAUGCGUAUGCCACGCAAAUUAGUAGCAGUUUCGACAAUUGAUCCAGAGACUGGUCAUAUUUCUAUGCGACGAUCGCAUCCAAUGAUAAAUAAUUUUAAUGAAUACAUUAUAUCGGCAUGUCGUUCCAAUAUGGAUAUUAAAUUUAUGUGGACUGGUAGUGAUGCCAAGGCUCUUGUAUAUUAUAUCACCGAUUAUGUCACAAAAAUGAGUCUAUCUUUUCAUGAUACAUUUGCUCUUGUACAAAAAGGCAUUACAUCGAUGAAUAAUUCAUUUCAUCAGUCAGAAAACGAAAGUCCAAUCGAGAAAUCACGUAAGCUCGUCCUACGUUGUUACAAUACACUUGCUUCUCAACAAGAGCUAUCCGGAGCUCAAGUUGCUUCUUAUCUUAUGAACUGGGAGGAUCAUUAUACAACGCACAAGUUUCAAGGCCUCUAUCUAAUUCAAACUGAACUGUUUUUACAAGGUGAAUUGAACGAAAUACGUACCAAACAGAAGUCGACAUUUACAGUGCAUGAUGUCAUCGACGAUUAUAUAUGUGACGAUGAAGCUAUUGACGAUCAAAAUAAUGCUGAAGAACAGUUCCAGAUUCAGGCAUCCGAAAAUGACGAAAAACAUGUGCUUGUUAAUACACGAAUUGAUUAUCAAUAUCGGUCAGAAAUUCUGAACAACAUAUGUCUAUAUGAUUUUGUCAGUAUCUUGUACAAGAAGAAGAUGAAUGCAGCAGAUUUGAAAUAUUUAUCGGACAUUGUAGUACCUAUAAAACAAAACGAUAAUCGAAAAGGUAGACGUCCUAAUGAACGCUAUGCUUUUCAGAAACAUCAUCCACAGGCGACAACAUAUAUAAUGAUGAAAUAUUCUCAAUCUCGUGUACCUAUUCUUUAUGGUCCUCAAAUUCCUCGACAA